Molecule: messenger RNA, 1278 nt
Organism: Paralichthys olivaceus (Japanese flounder)
Lineage: Eukaryota; Metazoa; Chordata; Actinopteri; Pleuronectiformes; Paralichthyidae
Product: glucosaminyl (N-acetyl) transferase 1
Cellular component (GO): membrane
Molecular function (GO): beta-1,3-galactosyl-O-glycosyl-glycoprotein beta-1,6-N-acetylglucosaminyltransferase activity
Source: RefSeq, a predicted model, not a curated record
AUGAGGCUGUUGCAACGAGGCAGGUUUCUCCUGUUCCUGAAGCUCACCUUGGUACUGGGAUCACUAUGGAUGCUCUCCCUACUCACUCGCAGUAGAUCAGGCUGGAAUCCCAGCUACAGCUGGUUGGAGUAUACAGAUGAUGACAGCCCCGAGAAAAUGUGCGACUGCUCAGCUAUCCUGCAGGGAGAGAGGGAGGCACUGGAGCAGGCCAAAUUACUGACCAUCACCAAAGACUUCAAGAAGAGUGUUCACAUCCCUGAUGAAUAUUACAUGAAUGCUUCCCAAGACUGCAGUGCUUUCAAGCUAAGAAGGAAAUAUUUAACAUUUCCGUUGAGCCAGGAAGAGGAGGAGUUCCCUCUGGCCUACUCUAUGGUUGUGCAUCAUAAGGUGCAGAGCUUUGAGCGACUUCUGCGAGCCAUCUAUGCACCUCAAAAUGUAUAUUGUGUACAUGUGGACAAAAAAGCAAAGUCCUCAGUCUUAGCUGCCAUCAGGGCCAUUACUGCCUGCUUCCCGAACAUCUUCAUGGUCAGCCAGCCUGUAGACGUGGUCUAUUCUGCCUGGCCACGUGUCCAGGCAGACCUUAACUGUAUGGCUGAUCUCUAUAAUGCCAGCACAAAAUGGAAAUACCUCCUCAACCUAUGUGGACAAGAUUUCCCACUGAAAACCAACUUGGAGAUUGUAAGGGCGCUGCGUUCACUGAGGGGCGGGAACAGCUUAGAGUCAGAAAAAAUGCCUGCAGAAAAGAUGUGGAGAGUGAGAAAUGCUCACCAAAUAAUAGAUGGAACAAUCCAGGGGACAGGAAAGGCAAAGGAGCCACCUCCCUUCAACUUGACCAUAAUGUCUGGGAAUGCCUAUUUUGUGGUUAGCCGGGGCUACAUCAGCAGUGUGUUGGAGGACAAACGAGUGCUGGCACUGAUUGAAUGGGCGAAAGACACCUACAGUCCUGAUGAAUUUCUCUGGGCAACCAUUCAGCGAAUGCCCGGAAUUCCUGGCUCAAAACGGCCGCAUAUCAAAUAUGACAUGUCAGACCUCAAUGCUAUCACUCGCCUGGUGAAGUGGCAGUUUCACGAGGGGUCGCAGGAUUCACUGAACGCAGUGUACCCAGAGUGUCAAGGCAACCACGUCAGGUCAAUAUGUAUAUAUGGUGUUGGGGACCUACAGUGGAUGCUCGAGCACCAUCAUCUCUUUGCCAACAAGUUUGACAUAGACACAGACGCCAUCGCUGUUCACUGUUUGGAGAAAUAUCUGAGAAAAAGGGCACUGUCUAAGUUACAAUAG